Parus major (Great Tit) is the source of this 4279-nucleotide messenger RNA. It is a transcript of the gene TIMELESS, whose product is annotated as timeless circadian regulator. The record is from RefSeq and is a predicted model, not a curated record. The transcript is spliced from 28 exons. NCBI's taxonomy places the organism in Eukaryota, Metazoa, Chordata, Aves, Passeriformes, Paridae. Bases 114 to 3947 code for a protein of 1277 amino acids. Gene Ontology annotation, molecular function: DNA binding. Gene Ontology annotation, biological process: DNA replication checkpoint signaling; replication fork arrest; DNA repair. Gene Ontology annotation, cellular component: replication fork protection complex.
GGGGCUGUACCGGGGGAGCCCAGAGCGGGUGGGAGAACCUCGGGGGGUACCCGGUGCUGACAGUGGCCCGCAGGUGGCCCCCGGUGCUGGUCCCGUGCGCAGCCCCGCGCUGCAUGGACUGGUACAUGAUGAACUGCGAGCUCCUGGCUACCUGCAGCGCCCUGGGCUACCUGGAGGGCGAUGUGUAUCACCGGGAGCCCGACUGCCUGGAGAGCGUCAAGGACCUGAUCCGGUACCUGCGCCAUGAGGACGAGACCCGGGACGUGCGGCAGCAGCUGGGGGCGGCCCAAAUCCUGCAGAACGAUCUCCUGCCCAUCAUGGUGCAGUACCCCCAGGACAAAGUGCUCUUCGACGCCGUCAUCAGGUUGAUGGUGAACCUGACACAGCCGGCCCUGCUGUGCUUUGGGAAGGUGCCAGCAGAUGCCACCUCCCGGCACCACUUUCUCCAGGUGCUGUCCUACCUGCAGGCCUACAAGGAGGCUUUCGCCAGUGAGAAGGUGUUUGUGGUGCUCAGUGAGAAGCUCUACAGCCUCCUGCAGCUGGACUGGGAGCAGCGGCAGGAGGAGGACACGCUGCUGAUCGAGAGGAUCCUGCUGCUGGUGCGCAACGUGCUGCACGUGCCCCCGGACCCCACGGAGGAGCAGGGCGUGGACGGCGACGCCAGCGUGCACGACCGGGUGCUGUGGGCGCUGCACAUCAGCGGCAUGGACGACCUGCUCAAAUUCCUGGCCAGCGCCCAGGUGGAGCAGCAAUGGGGCCUGCACGUCCUGGAGAUCAUCUCCCUCAUGUUCCGUGACCAGAGCCCGGAGGAGCUGGCGGCGCUGGGACAGGGGAUGGCAGGUGCUGAGCACGGGGAGGACACGCGGGAGCUGGAGGCUCUGCGGCAGCGGGAGCUGGCCGAGAAGAAAGCCCGGGCACUGCAGCGCACGUCCAGGCACUCCCGCUUUGGUGGCUCCUACGUCCUGCAGGGCCUCAAGUCCAUCGGGGACCGGGAUGUGGUGUUCCACAAAGGGCUGCACAAUCUGAAGAGCUACAGCCACGACCUGGGCAAGGAGCCGCAGCGGGUGCCCCGGCGCCGCCAGGCCGCCCCCGAGUCCGAGCCCUCGCGCCGCUCCGCCCGCAACGUCCGCCUCUUCCUGCGCCGCUUCUGCCAGGACUUCCUGGAGGACUGCUACAACCGCCUGAUGCUGCUGGUCAAGGACCAGCUGGUGCGGGAGAAGGCUCAGCAGCACGAUGAGACCUAUUACCUGUGGGCCACCGCCUUCUUCAUGGCCUUCAACCGGCUCCACGGCUUCCGCCCCGAGCUGGUGUCCGAGACCGUGGGGGUCCGAGCCUUCCACUUCAUCGAGCAGAACCUCACCACCUAUUAUGAGAUGGCACUGAUGGACAAGAAGGAGGCAACAACCUGGGCCCGCAGGAUGCACUUGGCCCUGAAGGCGUACCAGGAGCUGCUGCGGACGGUGCAGGAGAUGGACCGGUCCCCAGAGCAGGCGGUGCGGGACAGCAGCCACAUCAUCAAGAGCAACAUCUUCUACCUGAUGGAAUACCGGGAGCUCUUCCUCACGCUCUUCCGCAAGUUCGACGAGACCAAGCAGCCGCGCAGCUUCCUGCGGGACCUGGUGGAGACGGCCCACCUCUUCCUCCGCAUGCUGGAGCGCUUCUGCCGCGGCCGUGCCAACCUGGUGGUGCAGAACAAACGUGUGCGGAGGAAGAAGAAGCCUCGUGCUCCCGCGGCUCCUGCCCCGCCGAGCGCCGCGGAGCUGGAGCAGCUGUGGGAAGGAUUGGCCCCGCGGCUCCAGGCCUGCCUGGAGGGCGAGGUGUCCCUCCCCGAGGACGUGGUGCCCUUCGACGCCGCCUCGGAGACGCCGGUGGAGGAGCAGCGCGCGGAGGCUGUGCUGCGCAUCCAGGAGUGCCUGCGGGAUUCCCGCGUGGCCCAGGCCCUGCAGCUGCUCCGCUCAGCCAGGGAGGUUUGGCCCGAAGGGGACGUGUUCGGAGCCGCGGACGCGGGGCCGCCCGAGGAGACCCGGCUGCUGCGGGAGAUCCUCGUCGCUCCCCUGCCCAGGCAGGCGCCCGCCGAGCCCGAGGAGCUGGAGGAAGAGGAAGAAGAGGAGGAAGAAGAGGAGGAGCAGAUCAUGCAGGUGUCGGAGAAGGAAUUCAACUUCCUCGACUACCUGAAGCGGUUCGCCUGUGCCCCCGUGGUGCGGGCGCUGGUGCUGCUGCUCCGAGGGUACGCACGGAACAGCCCCCGCACCAACCACUGCGCCGCGCGCCUGCUGCACCGCCUGGCCCGCGACCUGCGCAUGGAGCCCCUGCUCUUCCAGCUCUCCCUCUUCGCCCUCUUCCACCGCCUGCUCAGCGACCCCGCGGCCGCCGCGCACCAGGAGCUGGUGGCCUUGGCCAAGUUCAUCCUGGGCAAGUUCUUUGCGCUGGCAGCCACCAACAAAAAGGCUUUUGUGGAGCUGCUCUUCUGGAAGAGCCCGACUGUCGUCUGGGAGAUGACCAAGGGCUACAGCUCCCUGCAGGAGGGAGAAGGCACCACCCGGAGCCGGGUCCCCCCCUGGACGCCCCAGGAGGAGCAGGAGCUGCGGGAGCUCUACUGGAAGUACAAGGAGGUGGAAGGUGGGGACAUCAUCGCUGCCAUCCUGGCCCAUCUCCCGACGGCCGGGCGGACGCGGAGGCAGGUGGUGAAGCAGCUGGUGCGGAUGGGGCUGGCCAGCAGUGCCAAGGACUUCCCACGGGAGAGGAAGGGCACUCACAUCGUGCUGUGGACGCAGGAGCAGGAGGAGGAGCUGACGCGGCUCUUCGAGGAGUUCCAGGGCUCGGACGAUGUCCUGGGGAACAUCAUGAAGCACCUGACGGCGCGGCGCUCGCGGGCUCGCGUGGUGGAGAAGCUGCUGGGGCUGGGGCUGGUGGCCGAACGCAAGGAGCUGUACAAGAAACGACGGAGGAAGAGCCACGGCCCUGGGCAGGCUGCCACAGGUGUCCCGGCCAUGCCAGCUCAAGACAGCUCAGGAGAGGAUGACAGCGAGGAGGAGGAAGAGGAGGAUGAGGACGAAGCAGAGGGAGACCCCCUGGAGGAGCACUGGGUGCCCGAGGAAGGGGCUGGGCAGGACCUGGCGCAGCGCCUGCAGCAGGAAGGCCUGGCCGGGCCCCUGCGGUGGCUGGAGAACUGUCUGCGGAGGGUGGCAGGGGACCGUGAGGAGGACGGCGUGUCCCACCCGGUGCCGCUGGUGCCGCUGACGGAGGAGAACGAGGAUGCCAUGGAGGACCGGCGCUUCCGGAGCCUCCUGCGGCAGCUGGGGCUGCGGCCCCCCGCCAGCGAGCAGGACGCGGCUGCCGGCCCGCGGCCACCCCAGCGGGAGCGAGGGGACCCCCGGGAGCUGCCAGGGCUGAACCAGAGCAGAGGAACUCCUGAGACCACCCAGAACCGAGCAAGAGAACCCCCGAGACCACCCAAAGCUGAGCAGGAGAACCCCCAGGACCACCCAGAGCCGAAUAGGAGCAGAGGAACCCCCAAGACCACCCAGAACCCUGCAGGAGAACCUUUAGGACCACCCAGAACCGAGCAGGAGCAGGGAGACCCACGGGAUCACCCAGAACCGAGCAGGAGCACAGGGACCCCCGGGAUCACCCAGAACCGAUUUUGGGGGGUCCUCUCCCUGGUUUGGGGGAGAAGAUGCAGCCCCCUGCGUUCUCCCCGUGUGGGGCUGAGCUGUGCCAACCCCUGCAGCGAGGAGCCCGUCCCCGUUCCCAGCCCAGUGCAGCCGCGCACCAAGAGGCGCCGGGAGCUCGCCAGCGAGGAUGAGGAUGAGGACGGUGGGAGCUCAGGCACCGAACCGGCCCCUGCGGCUCCCUGCUCCGAGGAGGAUGAGGAGGAUGAAGGUCCACAGCCCCAGGGGAGGCGGAAGCGCAUCCGCUGCCUGGAUGAGGAAGAGGAGGAUGACUGAGUGGCUCCCCAUACCAUGCCUGUGCCCAGGCCCUGUGCUGUUUCCUGGGCUUUUUUGCAGAUUUUAUUGGAUUUCUGCAGGUUUUCUGCAGUUUUUCUGGUGUUUCUACAGGUUUUCUGGGGUUUCUGCAGAUUUUCUUCUGCGGAUUUUGAUGCUGCUUUUAAAGGCUGCACAACCAACCAGUUUCUCCGUCUUCCCCCACCUUCCCCUGGUCUCACCAUCUCCAUUUUACCCCAAAUUCCCUCUUUUUCUUCAGCUCUUGGGGUUUUUUUUUCCUAAAACUUUUUACAUCUAGACAGGGCCUAAAUAAAUAAAGGUGACUUUUGGCCUUC